Molecule: messenger RNA, 1386 nt
Organism: Schistosoma guineensis
Lineage: Eukaryota; Metazoa; Platyhelminthes; Trematoda; Strigeidida; Schistosomatidae
Source: the annotation of a GenBank genome assembly
AUGCAAAUCAGUGUUGAGCCUGAUGUCUUUGAGCAGUUUCACAAGUUGAAGCAACUACACAAACCAGUUGGGAGUGACAGUGAAUUUCUCUCUUUUAUCGUGUCCCACAUUCAAAAGUGUUGUUACAAAAGCGACAGUUGCAACCCAACUGUUCAAGCUCUUCCGAAUGGCACAUCUCUUCGGUCAUGCCCAGAAUGCAAAUUUUCAGCCGGCACGUCUGAACAGCUUUGGGAUCAUUUCGAAAGUGUUCAUCCUGAUGAAGGGAGCUUCUCUUGUACAUGUGGAGACUCUUAUAACCGUUUGCCGUUGUUUUUGAGGCACUAUGUAGAUUGUCCCGUAGCAUCUACUGACUUGGAAGAUCCUCGUCGCAACUUUGCCUCGCUUAAGGACGGACGUAGAAUUCUACCUAGCAUCCUUCAUUCUAACUGUGACGGUAUAGCGGGUACGAAAUUGGGUCAGCCUAAUGUCUACCACCCUUACCGCCAGCCUACAGUAUCGUCUGCUCCAGGUCCGUCAGGUGACAAGCCAUACGGUUGUCCAAAAUGUUAUAAGGGUUUUAAAAGCAAAUCUCUUCUCGACCAACACAUGCAUCUCCAUUUUCCUCCUCGCUACAAAUGCAGAUGGUGUGGUAAUGUCUACCGUUGGCCACCUGUUUAUUACCAUCACAAGCAACGGUGUAAAAAACGUCCGGUCAUUAGUAUGAGUGAAAUCGGUCACGCUUCUGACUACCGUUGUCUUAAUGGUUCGAUUAUGAAAGUCGAGGAUUCCCAAAUGCAUGUCGAUCAUAUUUCACCGAGACAAACCGCGUUCAACCGUUUCGUGAAUGCACCAGGAGUUUCUUUCACUCAAGAACUGGCGAACGACAACAUCAUUCAGAAUGUUCCAGUCAUCGGAGACGAUGCAGCUAACUGUUCGCUAACAUGCCUAUGCACGGAAAGCUUUCUAAAUGUCCCUUCCUACCUUGAGCAUGCAACUAUAUGUCCAAAAGUUGUGUCGGCGUCCUCUGUCUUCGAAAAUCUUGCUAAUAGAGCCCUGUCUACUUCAAACAACUUAGGAUUCAGAUCUCCGCGACAAAGAAAUUCUAUUUCAAAUUUCCGGGAAUUACCGCCCGAAUAUCUUUCACAACUAAAAGAUACAACUUUAAUGCACUCUAAUCCUGGUGGUAUUUUUUCGUGUAACAUGUGUGGCAAGGAGUUCAACUCCAAACUAUCUCUCAAACAGCAUGUAGAUGGAAAGCAUCGUGCUGAAGGUAAGUACCUCUGUGGGAGUUGUGGUAAACGAUACCGUUGGGGUGCCUCGUUUUAUUACCACAAAAAAACAUGCGCCGGGCCUGUGUCUUGUGUACUCAAUUCUCAAACUCCGGAGCUUGUGACCACACACACUUAG